UUGUUGCGGCGCCGCGUUAGCAUCAAGUGGCUAAUGUGAAGCUGAGUGUUGGCAGGCUGGAAAACAUCGAAUAUUUGCACCUUUUUUUUUUUUUUUUAAAGCUUGGCUUUCGCAAACACCAGACCUCCACCUAAGACAAAAUGCCCCCGAAGAAGCCGGCUCCAGUCGCAGGGAAUAAAAAAACGCAAGAAAAGAAGAAGGAAAAAAUUAUUGAGGAUAAAACGUUUGGCUUGAAGAACAAGAAAGGCGCCAAGCAACAGAAGUUCAUCAAGAACGUCACGCAGCAAGUCAAAUAUGGACAACAAAACGCCCGGCAGGUCACGCAGGCGGAGGCCGAAAAGACCAACAAGAAGACAGACAAGAAGAAAGAGUUGGAUGAGCUCAAUGAGCUCUUCAAGCCAGUCGUCGCUGCCCAGAAAGUCAACAAAGGUGUGGACCCCAAGUCAGUGCUGUGCGCAUUCUACAAGCAGGGCCAGUGCACCAAAGGAGACAAGUGCAAGUUCAGUCACGACUUGUCCAUGGAGAGAAAGUGUGAGAAGAGGAGCCUCUACGUGGACGAGCGGGACGAGGAGCUGGAGAAAGACACCAUGGACAACUGGGAUGAGAAGAAGCUGGAGGAGGUAGUCAACAAGAAGCACGGCGAAGCAGAGAAGAAGAAAUCCAAAACUCAGAUCGUGUGCAAGUUCUUUCUGGACGCCAUCGAGAACAACAAAUACGGCUGGUUUUGGGUGUGCCCGGCAGGAGGGGGAGAUUGUAUGUACCGGCAUGCCCUGCCGCCAGGGUUUGUGCUGAAGAAGGACAAGAAGAAGGAGGAGAAGGACCAGGAGAUCUCCAUGGAGGAGCUGAUAGAGAGUGAGCGUGCAGCGCUCGGUGCCAGUGUGACCCGCAUCACCCUGGAGACGUUCCUGGCUUGGAAGAAGAGGAAACGGCAGGAGAAGGUGGCCAAAGCCCAGGAGGAGAUGGAGAAGAAGAAGGCAGACUUCAAGGCCGGCAAGUCGCUGGUGGUAAGCGGCCGCGAGGUGUUUGAAUUCCGACCAGAGCUGGUGGACGACGACGACGCAGAAGCGGACGAGACACAAUACUCCAACAGGGGAGAUGAUGAUGACGACGACUAUGACCAGGAAAAGGACGACACCAUGCAGGUCCAGGACAUAGACCUGUCCCGCUUUGUUCCUCAAGAAGUGGAUAACACGGGAAUCACCGUGGCCGCCGUGGACCGCUUCACUGCCAUGAGUAAGAGUCAGAAGAUGGACCAGGACAACCAACAGCUAAAUGGCGCAUGCGGCGGCUCUGAUGCCAACGGGCCGUCAGGGGCUGAGGGAGACGGGGAGGCCGGAGGAGGGGAAGACGAGGACGGCGGCGACGUACCUGUGGACGAGAACUUGUUCACCGGGGAGGAUCUGGAGGAACUGGACGAAGAGCUCAACACGCUGGCACUGGACGACUGAGCGCGACAUGGAGAUGACACAGAUGGAUGGAUGCAUGGACACUUUAAGUUUUGAUUUUUAAGUUGCAGAGACUCUGUAACAAAAGCUCAAUCACGUGACCGCCAGGCUCCUCCCCCUCUUCCAACUUCUACGCUUUUUUCCCCCUGCAAUGAUUGAAAUAGUCGCAGCGAGGAAAUGUAGUGGACGAAACGAACAGCUGUGAUUCUGUUCUAAGAAAUUAUUCUGUUCUUUCACCAAAACUCUACAGUAUCCCAUGUAUACAAUGAGCUGCCUCUACGUUAAUGUUGCGCUAAAGAGAGAUUGGGGAGGAGGGGCCCUCCGAUCUAGGCGGGCCCUCCAAUCUAGGCAGCCUCUCGCAACCAACAGGUGAGUGAUGUGACUGUAAAUUAUGUUCACUGAUGUCAUUGAACAGGAAUAAU
Molecule: messenger RNA, 1867 nt
Organism: Syngnathus acus (greater pipefish)
Lineage: Eukaryota; Metazoa; Chordata; Actinopteri; Syngnathiformes; Syngnathidae
Gene: zc3h15
Product: zinc finger CCCH-type containing 15
Exons: 10
Coding region: 141-1448 (435 amino acids)
Biological process (GO): cytoplasmic translation
Cellular component (GO): cytosol
Molecular function (GO): mRNA binding; metal ion binding
Source: RefSeq, a predicted model, not a curated record